Messenger RNA from Periophthalmus magnuspinnatus, 1680 nucleotides. RefSeq names its product ST6 (alpha-N-acetyl-neuraminyl-2,3-beta-galactosyl-1,3)-N-acetylgalactosaminide alpha-2,6-sialyltransferase 4 (gene st6galnac4). The record is from RefSeq and is a predicted model, not a curated record. Gene Ontology annotation, biological process: ganglioside biosynthetic process; oligosaccharide metabolic process. Gene Ontology annotation, molecular function: alpha-N-acetylgalactosaminide alpha-2,6-sialyltransferase activity. Lineage: Eukaryota; Metazoa; Chordata; Actinopteri; Gobiiformes; Gobiidae. The transcript is spliced from 5 exons. Bases 179 to 1129 code for a protein of 316 amino acids.
AGUGUUGACUUGUUUUGACUAUGAACAGUCUGGACAACAAUUUGGGUGAUAACGGUUUAAAUGGCUACAGUAGAGCUUAAUUAUAACGUGAAGAUGCCACACAGAUGAUGCGAACUUUGACAUUAUCUUCGCGGUUAUGAUAUUAUGGAGGAAAUAUGCGACCUAAUCUAGGGUCACAAUGAAGUCGAACCAGGUUUUGCCUCUACAUGUGUUGUGUAAGAAAUUACUGAAAAUGGCUUUUUUGGGCACAGGCACACUAAAAAGCCUAAUAAAAUCACAGUGUUUCCGCUGGCUAAGUCUACUUAGCUUAAGUCUUACUUUGUUGUUUUGGAUCAGACAAAUGGUUAAACGGGACAUUCAUGUUGCUUUGCACAUCACAAGACCCAGUGGUUAUGCUCGAAUUUCAGAUAGGAGGAUGGACCAGUACCUGGACAUACACUGCAACUACUGUGCCUUAGUCUCUAGCUCAGGCCAGAUGCUUGGAGCUGCUGUUGGAGAUGAAAUUGAUAUUAAUGAAUGUGUGAUUAGAAUGAACAACGCCCCCACAGUAGGGUAUGAGAAGGAUGUCGGUAGUCGCACUACGCUGCGAGUUGUGUCUCAUACAAGUGCACCCUUAUUGAUUAAAAAUGAGCACUACUACUUUAACGAAUCUGCCAAUACUACUUACGUAUUUUGGGGGCCUGAAAGGAACAUGAGACAAGAUGGGAAAGGAAGAGUUUUUAAUGCUCUUUUGAAAAUGGUAAAGAAAUAUCCAGAAGCCAAAUUGUAUGCAGUGACAAAAGAGAAGAUACAGUAUUGUGACAACGUGUUUCAAAAUGAGACGGGAAAAAACAGAAUGAAGACUGGGGCUUUUUUGAGCACAGGGUUUUUUACAAUGAUUCUUGCUUUGGAUAUAUGUGAUAGCAUUAAUGUGUAUGGAAUGAUUGAUAAUAACUACUGCAGUCGAGCCAAUCACAGUGUUGUUCCAUACCAUUACUAUGAGAGCAAACUGAUCAAUGAGUGCCGUAUGUACAAUGUCCAUGAGAACACCAAACGAGGAGGACAUCGCUUCAUCACUGAAAAAGCCAUCUAUGCCAAAUGGGCAACACGUCACAAGAUGCAGUUUAAACAUCCAUCGUGGAGGCUGUAAAGCAGAUGAUUGCAGAUCUGUGAUUGUAUUCCGAACUCUGAACCAAUGCUUAUUGCACCAUAAUAAUAAGCACAUAUAUUGCACUAAUAUUUUAAGGAUGCUUACAUUUAUAAACUAUUUAAUUUAGCUAACCUUAUCUUCAAAGACACAUUGAAAACUGUGUGGCACAUCUAAUGUGUUCUUUCUGCUGCCCCUGUUUGUAUUAAUUAUUAUAUUAUUAUCAAUUAAUAUCUGCCUUUAACAACUCUGAAGGGCUAAUGGCAAUGAUUGGUCAUAUUAAUAUGUACAGUAUUGUUAAUUUAUUUGGAUUUAAUUUGCUGUCAGUAACCAACUGACUACUCUUUAAGUCCUUGUAAGUACAUGCAAAGCAGGCUUACGUAACCAACGUUAUUUGUUAAUUGUAACCUAUACACGGUAUUACAACUGAAAUGUAAAUGUAAAGAAAAAUUGAUGAAAAUGAAUGUUCUUUUAAUUAUUUUUGUAUUAUCCAGACACUGUAUUGUAUUUUUAUGUUGCCAUUUACACAAGGUAUACAGGAAUAAAUGGUGUUU